Drosophila montana is the source of this 1176-nucleotide messenger RNA. RefSeq lists its product as uncharacterized. The record is from RefSeq and is a predicted model, not a curated record. The coding region runs from base 158 to 940 and encodes 260 amino acids. NCBI's taxonomy places the organism in Eukaryota, Metazoa, Arthropoda, Insecta, Diptera, Drosophilidae. The transcript is spliced from 4 exons.
UUUUCUUUUUGCAAUUUGAAUAGGUUCCACAGCACUUUCCGCUCUCUUUUUGCUGGCGUUCUCUCUGGUAUUAUUUGGCCGCCAGUCUCCUUUGAACCCUCGUUCUGGGCGAGUGGUCUCGGUUUUGGUCGGCAGCUGUCAAAACGGACACACCCAUAUGAAAAGGGUAAUGGAAUUGGGGCUUGGCAUUGCCCUCAUAAAUAUGGUCUUAACACUUGUCGCUAUGGGAAGUGCAUGGAAAAACGGCCCGCUUUUGAUUGGAGCGUAUUCGCUCUAUUUAUUUCUCAAUGUCUUUCUCUGUGCACGCCUGAUAAAGGGCGAUCUUUAUGUCAUCAUAUUGUGGUUCCCUUUUACGAUUGUUUUGUUGUUCUACAGGAUAUUUUGCAUUGACAAAUACCAAUAUGGGCCAAUCUAUAUACUUACCAACUAUUUUAUGGGCGCAUCUCUUAUUAUGAUGGCAGUAGUUUACUUGGUACUUGGAAGUAAGAAAUCUAAUGAAAGGGCCAAGCCAGUUCUGGAAACGGUUAGCUGCAAACCGACAACAAAUCAAACAGAAACGAGCACCAAGCCGGCUACAUUACUUAUGCCUAUGGUCAGCAGACCAACUGGCUGGAGAGAAAAUCUAUAUUAUGCUGAACCGAUGGAAAACCGAACAUGCCACGAAUACCCACGCUUGGGUUGGCUACCUCAUCUGUACCCAGACUCGAAUAAGCCAUUUGAUAGGUUUAUGCCCAGCGCACCGGAGCCAAGCACCGCUGCUUCAGAUGAUAAUCAAUGCAAUCCAUUCGAUUUCAACCGCGGUGAUAACAAUGAUAAGGAAAUCUGCUGCGAUAAGGAAAACUGCUGCGAUAUGGAUACCUGCUGCGUCAAUGGUGCCGAUGGCGGGAACUAUGAUUGUGGAGGCGGGGACAACGAUUAUGGUGGCGGCAACGAUGAUUAGAGUACAAUGUGGAACUCGAAUAAUACUCGAAUAUUACCUCAAACUCGGAAGUGUUUACUUAAAACAAAUAGUCAAGCAUUUAUAUUUACAUUUUUAGUUUUUAACAAUGGAAUACUGUGCCUUUAAUCGUCACCGAUAGACUAUUAGGAUAUUAUCCUUCGAAACUCAAGAAGCCAAAUAAUAUACCUCAAAUGAUUUUUUUAGUUUUAUAUUAUUUGUUGUUUUUGCAAUAGCAA